AUGGACACUCUACCCAUGGAACUCCUAGCAGAGGUCCUCGCCCACGUCCCCUCGUCGACCCGCAGAUCAACCCGCCUCACCUGCCGCUCCUUCUGGCGCGCCACACCCCUCAAGGCCGACUACGCCAUCCUAGCCAGCUUCGUCGACCCGGCCGUCGCCCAGGCCACCGUCGAGGCCACGGCUGCCGACGUCAGAUGCCGAUCCCACGCCAUAUGGUCGCCGCGGUGCAGGGUGCCGCCCUCCCUGGUCGUCCCCGAGGGCUUCCUCCUGGCCCUGUACGCUGCUCUGUCCGGGAGGCGAUGGGCCGGAGCUGGACCUAGACCGCACAGCGACGGCCGCCACGUGAUUGGCGAGGACGAGACGAUAUCGGCGGAUGCCAUGGCCAGGGACCUCGGUCGAGACGACGUCACAGAGGAUAACGUCCGCCAGGCCAUGUUCCGGUACACACUCUAUCUCAGCUACCUGGGCGACGGGGGCAGGGCGCUCCUGGAUAGAUAUGUGCAUCUGCGGAUGGCCUGCGGGCCGAGCAAGGGCGCCGUGAAGGAGGAGAAGCAGAGCCCGCCGACGCAGGCGUCGCAGAAGAAGACGCCGUUGACGCAGGAGAGGUCGAUCACGAUGGAGACGAAAUUGGGUCGCGACGCCCUCGGGGCAGCAUGA
Geosmithia morbida is the source of this 657-nucleotide messenger RNA. RefSeq names its product FBOX protein. NCBI's taxonomy places the organism in Eukaryota, Fungi, Ascomycota, Sordariomycetes, Hypocreales, Bionectriaceae. The transcript has a single exon. The record is from RefSeq and is a predicted model, not a curated record. Gene Ontology annotation, molecular function: protein binding. The coding region runs from base 1 to 657 and encodes 218 amino acids.